Messenger RNA from Eubalaena glacialis (North Atlantic right whale), 411 nucleotides. RefSeq names its product epididymis-specific alpha-mannosidase-like. Gene Ontology annotation, biological process: mannose metabolic process. The record is from RefSeq and is a predicted model, not a curated record. Gene Ontology annotation, molecular function: alpha-mannosidase activity. Gene Ontology annotation, cellular component: lysosome. Lineage: Eukaryota; Metazoa; Chordata; Mammalia; Artiodactyla; Balaenidae. The transcript is spliced from 4 exons.
AUGGAGUCGCUCAGCUGGCUGCCUCUGUUCAUCCAGCUGGUGCUGCUGUGGCCCCAGGGGGCUCUGCCCACACCCCAAAUCAGGGUCUUCGUGGUGCCCCACGGCCACAUGGACGUGGGCUGGCUCCACAGGGUGGAGGAAAGCAUGGGAGCUUAUGUCACCAACGUGUAUACCUCAGUGGUGGAGGGGCUGACCCGUAAGAGGCAGCACAGGUUCAUCGUCGUGGAGCAGGAGUUUUUCCGGCUGUGGUGGGAUGGCAUCACCCCGGACAAAGAGAAACGCCAGUUCCGCCAGCUUCUGGCCCAAAGAUGCCUGGAGUUUGUCCUCAGGGGCCAGGUCAUGCACGAUGAGGCUGUGACCCACUUUGAUGACCAGAUCCUAUAGCUCACAGAAGGACAUGGGUUUCUCUAG